Rhagoletis zephyria (snowberry fruit fly) is the source of this 1988-nucleotide messenger RNA. It is a transcript of the gene por, whose product is annotated as Protein-serine O-palmitoleoyltransferase por. Lineage: Eukaryota; Metazoa; Arthropoda; Insecta; Diptera; Tephritidae. Gene Ontology annotation, cellular component: membrane; endoplasmic reticulum. Gene Ontology annotation, molecular function: palmitoleoyltransferase activity; Wnt-protein binding. The record is from RefSeq and is a predicted model, not a curated record. Gene Ontology annotation, biological process: Wnt protein secretion; lipid modification; protein palmitoylation.
AAAACAAAAAUAAAAACAAAUACAUACAUACAUACAAAUCAUUGUAUUCCGCACAAGAUGAAAUCUUUUUAGCUCGUGGAGCCGGCUUUAUUUACAUAUUUUGUUCGCAGAUUCCGGUUCCAAAAAGUUUCUUCAUGGUACGCGUGGAUAUAUUAGAAAAGCUGAAAGGAGGUGGAAUAGCAAAGUGAUCAUGCCUUACAACUAUUAUUACUAUGAUGGACAAGUGGAUGCUGCCGAAGUUGACUAUGACUCUAUUUUUGAAGAGAAUCAGCCAAUAUAUGAAUGGAGAAACACAUAUGAAACCUGCAUUAUACCGUCAACUUUACAAAUUUUGUGGUAUAUGAGCAUUUUAAUUGGUUGGAGUUUUAUUAACCGUGUUGGAUUAGCAGUAUUUGUUCGACUACAAAUCAGGCACGAAUGGAUACUACACACAGUUUCUAUCUUACCGGGAUCCUGUAUACUCUACAUAACUGUGGGACUAAAUUCGCUAAUUAUUGCAUUUUUUGCUGGCUUAUCAUACGUGAUGUUUCUUUUGCUAAAUCGAUUCGCAUUUUGCAGAAAAAACAUGGGUAUUAUUAUGUUGGCAUUUACUAUUUCGGUACACCUUGGCUCGGAAGUAAUAUGGAAACGGCAACUAGCUUGGCAAGUCAUUAAGGGGUCUAUCAUGGUUGCAAACAUGAAAAUUAUAUCAGUUGCCUUCGAAAUAGCAGAAACUGCACUGAAAAGCCAACAAAAUAUCACCGUUCCAAACGUAUUUUCCUUUCUUGGUUACAUUUUUAUGCCCUCAACUUUAAUUAUUGGCCCCUGGGUUCCCUUUAGCGCUUAUCUGCAUAGUAUACACCAAAGUCCCUCAAUAUCACAUUAUCGGUGGGUAGUAUGGUGCUUACUAUGCAGUGUCCUUUCUUUAAGCUUUAUUAAUUUGUCCAAUUGUGUUGUACCAUUAAUAUUUUCAAGUCAAUCUCCUGUAUGGAUGCGUAUUUUUCGAGAUGCGUUAGCAGUGCGCUGCAGUCAUUAUUUUGUCAGCUUCCUAUCGCAAGCUUCAAUUGCUGCAAGUGGCAUUUCAGUAGACAAGGAAUCGAAGGCUAAUGCGUGGUUAGGUCAUAUGAUCACAAAGCCACUAAAUGUCGAAUUUCCACGAUCACUAAAUACAGUGGUACGUAGCUGGAAUAUACCUAUGCAUAUCUUUCUUAAGGAGUACAUAUUUCGCGGAGUAUAUAAAAGAUUUCAUAGCCAACUGCUUGCGAUUUUUAUAACCUAUUUCGUCUCGUCACUUUUGCAUGGCGAAUAUUUAAAGAUAUAUCUAGUAUUACUUUCACUAGCAUCUUUUGGUUACAUAGAAUACAAAAUUCGAUUGAAAAUAGCAAGUGCGUUUAAUGCGUGCGUUGCCGCCAAUAUUUGUCGUAAUCCCUGUCAUUAUAAAUAUUGUCCUAGUCAUGGUUGGACAAGCGAUGGCGCAGUUAUAGUCCAACUGGUAAACAUUUCAUUUUCAAUACUUACCAUUUUUCACCUGGCAUACUUAGGCGCGAUGAUGAGUGAUCCUACAGAGGAUGAAGAUGCACCAGAAAUAACAGGUUAUUAUGAUUACCUUAAAGCAUGGUCAAUAGUUAGUUAUUCGAACCAUUGGAUUGCACUAUUCACAUACGUGCUUUUUUUAGCUAUAUAAUAAGACAAUGCAUGGUAUUAUUAAAAUUUGUAUACAAUUAGGAGCAACAUAAGUAUUUAAGACGGAAAUUUGUAUUAAAAUAUAAAAUAUAAUAUAAAAUGUUUUUUAUAAUAUACGCCUUGUUCCAUGUGCUUCACAAUUGCGGGAUUUACAGGAAAAGCUGUUUUACCAGAAAUAAUCCUUAUGGGUUGUAUGUAUAUGUUGAAGACGAUAUUUUUUUCCGUUUUAGAAUUUGUUUUUAAAUUAACUAUACUAAUUUGAAAUUAUGUAUUUUGUAAGGAUAUUAAGUAUUUAAAGGUGUGUAAUAAAGUUUAUAUUUUUAUAU